This is a messenger RNA of Dibothriocephalus latus, 234 nucleotides long. The record is from the annotation of a GenBank genome assembly. NCBI's taxonomy places the organism in Eukaryota, Metazoa, Platyhelminthes, Cestoda, Diphyllobothriidea, Diphyllobothriidae.
AUGAUGCCGGAUACAACACUGGAGAGGCGCAUCCAGUGGAUAGUUAUCGCAGCGCUGGAUGCGACACUCUCAAGGGCGCAGAGCACAGAAGACCACAAGUACUCUGUCCGCCAGCGAGUCGCAUCGCUCAUCAUAUCUCACAGGCCACGCCGAAACAUCUCCUCAGCCGAAGUAAAGGUUAUCAAGGAAUUAAAGGGGGACGAUGAUAUUGCGAUUGUUCCAGCUGACAAAUGA